This is a messenger RNA of Candida tropicalis MYA-3404, 1599 nucleotides long. RefSeq lists its product as uncharacterized. The record is from RefSeq and is a predicted model, not a curated record. The transcript has a single exon. Bases 1 to 1599 code for a protein of 532 amino acids. Gene Ontology annotation, cellular component: glucosidase II complex. Gene Ontology annotation, biological process: N-glycan processing. Lineage: Eukaryota; Fungi; Ascomycota; Pichiomycetes; Serinales; Debaryomycetaceae.
AUGGGCGUGCUGAGUUGUUCAUCAAUGUUGUGUCAUUGUACACGACCGCAAUUUACACACAAGCACGACCAGUUGUCACUAUUUUUGAUUUUUCUAUCAGCACACAAUAAGAUUUCAUCUCCAUACAUGAAAAUCCAAUUUUGCAUGCAACCGACAAUGCUUCAAAACGUUCUUGCUAUAGGGUUACUAGUACCAAUUGCAUUGGGGAAGUUACGUGGUGUCAGUCCUGAUAAUGAACAUUUGUACCAACCAACCAUAGAAAAUGGUCAACAAUAUUGGCACUGUUUGAACGAUUCAAGUAUUAAAUUAUCAUUUGAUCAAGUCAAUGAUGAUUACUGUGAUUGUCCUGAUGGAUCAGAUGAACCAGGUACUAAUGCCUGUUCUAAACCACUUUUUAAAUUCUAUUGUACAAAUGAAGGACACUUUCCAGGUUAUAUUGAUCAAUUUAAAGUAGACGAUGGAAUUUGUGAUUAUGAUAUUUGUUGUGACGGGUCUGAUGAAUUAGGGAUAUGUGAAAACAAAUGUGGAGAGAUACAUCGUCAAUUCGAAGAAUACCAGACAAAAGUUGAGAAAUCUAUUAGCGGAGCAUUAUCCAGAAAAGAAGGAAUUCUUGCAAUUGCUAAAAGAAAGAGAGAUCACUUAAUCAACCAAUUAAAGAAAUUGGAACAAAGUUUACCUGCCAAAAAGAUGGAAUUGAAUCAGUUACAGUUGGAACUCGAGGAAAAAGGAGAUGAAGAUUUUUCUGUCUAUGAUGUAUUGGGUGAUCAUAUCGCUGAUUUGGCAACAAGAUUAGAAUCACAUAAGAAAGAUAUCAUUAAACAAGAACAUCAGAUUCAAUUGUUGGAGAAAUUAUUAGAGAAACUUUCCAAUGAGUACAAUCCAAAUUUUAAUGAUCUUGCAGUUAAGGAAUCAAUUCAUAAAUACCAAGAAUAUAUUUCAAAUAAAGACGAGGAGAUCAAAGAAGAUAUCAAAGAGACUAAUAAAGUACUCCAUCAAUUAGCUGAGAGAGCAAAAUCUAUGGUUCACAAUGGUGGUGAUAACGUGUAUGUCAAGCCGACUUUAAAAAAUAUGAUCCACCAUUAUUUUGAAUUAUUCACUGGAACUUUCUUGACCAAACCAGAAUUACAGGUUAAAUCAGUAAUCUCAUCAGAUGAGUUAACCAUGAAAAUCGAUGAAUUAGAAGAUGACAUUAAGAAUAUUGAACAAAAAAUAACUGCUAUAAAGGCUAACUUGAAUUCUGAUUUUGGUCCAGAUGAUAUUUUAAGAGCAUAUGAACUGAGGGCAAUUACUAAGAAGCUAGGUGGAUAUAACUAUGUUAUAAAUCUUUUGGGUUCAAUAGUACAAGGUGAUGUAUUAAUUGGUAACUUCAAAAAGUAUGAAGAUGGCAAGAUUUAUUUUGAUAGAGGUGCCAAAUGCUGGAAUGGCCCACAUAGAUCAGCAAUAGUCGAAUUUGAAUGUGGUGACGCAUUAGAUUUGAUUUCUGUCAGUGAACCUGAAAAGUGCCAAUACAAUUUCCUUGUCAAAGGUGAAGCCUGGUGCAAACCUCUUUCCGAAGAGGAAAUUUUAUCUAGUUUUAAGAUUGAUUAUGCAUUACUAUAG